GCGCCCCCGCGCGCCCACACAAAACCGCUUUAUAAAGGAGCGCGCAGCCUCCGCGCGCUUCGCUCAAAAAAAAACAACACGGGGACCGGGGGAAUGGCGCGGAGCGCGGCACGACUAGUCCUCCUCCUCCUCUUUCUCCUCCUCUUCCUCUCGCUGGAGGAGUUCCUCACUGGGACGGUUACGGGAACCGGAACCGCGGCUGGAGGACCGAAGCCCGGCGGAGAGAAGGACUCGGCGGCAGGCGCAUGCGAGGUCAAAACGGUGACGGUGUCCACGCUGCCCGUGCUGCGCGAAAGCGAGCUGAGCGUGGGAUCCGGGAGUGCGGGCGCGGCGGACUCCCGGCUCUUGCUGUUCGUACGGAGCGACGUACCGGGAGCCGUGUCAGUGCUGGACGAUCUGGAUAACACCGCGCUGCCCUACUUCACACUCGAAAUGUCGGGGACAGGUGCCGAUAUCUCCCAGGUGCACUGGAAGCAGCAGUGGUUGGAGAACGGGACGCUUUUCUUCCACGUGUCCAUGAGCAGUGCGGAGCAGCUGUAUCAGGCAACGCAGCCGACGGUACGGGAGCCAUCGCAGGGCCUGCACGAGCAUAUGCACCUGCUUCACAUCUCAGUCAUGGGUGGCCUGAUCGCUCUCCUCCUCCUCAUCCUGCUCUUCACUCUGGUCCUCUAUACUCGUCAGCGUUGGUGCCGGCGCCGCAGGGCACCCCAGAAGAGCGCCAGCACUGAGGCCACACAUGAGAUUCACUACAUCCCUUCGGUUCUGCUCGGACCACCUCAGUCCAGGGACGGGUUCCGGACUCCUCGUACCCACCAGCACGGCUCGGUGAUCGGCAUGGCCAUUCGGGAGACGCCCAUCCUGGACGACUGCGACUGUGAGGACGACGAGCAGCCCGUACAGCUCCUGGACGGGAAGGUUCAAAUGGACGAGGAUUUCUGCAGCCAGGGUACGCUCAGCAUGGACAGUCUCGGGAAAGGAGGAAGUGAUGUGAACCAUAAACACAGCCUGGAUAACAGAGUUGUGGAGCCUCAGCACGAGUCUGUAGAAGCUUUAGUGCAGAGAAUUAAGGACAGUUUCCGCACCAACACCAACAUGGAGAUCACACACUUCCAGAACGCAACACACAGCUCGUCCACCAGCCGCAAACGAGGACCGACUCAGAACCGAGGUGGUGUGUUCGGCCAUCAGGAGUGCUCGAGCUCUGACGCGGAUGAUGAGAAUCAGCUGAAAUUCUACACGGAGCACCGCAUAGGGAGACGCCGCAGUAAAGGUUGCCCCCAAAGCCCCAUGAGUAAGGCCACCCUGACGUUGAUCACAGUAAGCACCUGUGUUCUAGCCGUGGUGUACGGCUCACACACCUCCUGCCCACUGACCGUUAAAGUCACGCUUCACGUCCCAGAGCACUUUGUGGCAGACGGUAGCAGCUUUGUAGUGAGCAUGGGCAGCUACCUGGACAUUUCUAACUGGCUGAACCCGGCCAAGCUGACGCUGUAUUACCAGUCCAACUCGUCCUCACAGUGGACACGUGAUUACUGUGGCCAGAGGACUACAGAGCCGUGUGAACAGCUGUGUGACCAGGAUACUGGAGAAUGUAGCUGCCUGGAGGGUUACUCACCUGACCCUGAACACGAACACCUCUGCAUCCGCACCGACUGGGGACGGAACGAAGGGCCGUGGCCGUACUCUAACCUGGAGCGAGGUUAUGACCUGGUGACUGGAGAACAAGCGCCCGAGAAGAUCUUCAGGUCCUCCUACAGUCUGGGCCAAGGCCUUUGGCUGCCUGUCAGCAAGAGCUUUGUGGUGCCACCGGUCGAGCUGUCAAUCAACCCUGUCGCCAGCUGCAAGACCGAUGUACUCGUCACCGAGGACCCCGGGGACAUCCGGGAAGAGGCCAUGAUGUCCACCCACUUUGAGACAGUAGACGAUUUGCUGGCGUCGUUCGGCCCGGUGAGAGACUGCUCCAAGGACAACGGCGGCUGCAGGAAGAACUUCAAGUGUGUUUCUGACAGACGACUCGACUCCACAGGCUGCAUGUGUCCCGAAGGCUUGCGGCCUAUGAAGGACGGAUCUGGUUGCUAUGACUACUCCGUGGGUACAGACUGUACGGACGGCUUUAACGGUGGCUGUGAGCAACUGUGUCUUCAGCAGCUCGUACCCCUGCCGGAUGAUCCCACCUCCAACAACGUGCUCAUGUUCUGCGGGUGUGUGCAGGAAUACAAGCUGGCGGCAGAUGGACGCUCUUGUCUUCUUCUAGCUGAUAACUGCGAAGGCCCCAAGUGUCCUAAACAGGACUCUCGCUUCAAUGACACGCUUUUCAGCGAAAUGCUGCACGGCUACAACAACAAGACGCAAGAGGUCAACCUGGGUCAGGUGUUUCAGAUGACCUUCCGCGAUAAUAACUUCAUUAAGGAUUUCCCUCAACUGGCUGAUGGACUGAUGGUCAUCCCUCUGCCUGUGGAAGAGCAGUGUAGGGGAGUGCUGUCAGAACCUCUACCUAACCUGCAGCUCCUCAUGGGAGAUGCCCAGUUCAGCGAGGGCAUGGGAUAUCCCAUGGUGCAACGGUGGCAAGUCCGGAGCAACCUCUACAGGGUCAAACUCAGUGCCAUCACUCUGUCUACAGGGUUCUCUAAGGUUCUGAAAUCUCUGACAGCAGACAGCACACGUGACGAGCUCCUGUCCUUCAUCCAGCAGUAUGGCAGCCAUUAUGUCUCUGAGGCUCUCUUCGGUUCCGAGCUCAGCUGUAACAUCUACUUCCCCAGCAAGAAGGUGCAGCAGCAGCUCUGGCUCCAGUACCAGAAAGAGGUGACGGAGCAGGUGAGCCGCAGGGACCUGAAAGCCGUACCCUUCAUCACCUACCUGUCUGACCUGAUGAAGACUCAGCUGUUGUCUGAUGACCUGGUGGCUGGAGUGGAGAUCCAAUGUCUGGAGAAGGGCAGCUGCCCGGCGGCGUGUCACCUGUGCAAGCAGGUUGGCAGAGACAGUCCAAGCCCCAUGCCCGCGCUGCUGGAGGUCAGCCGCUCGGUGCCACUCUAUAGCCUUAUUCAGGACAACUUCACCAAAGAGGCUUUCAAGAGUGCCGCCAUGAGCUCAUACUGGUGCGCGGGCAAAGGGGACGUCAUCGACAACUGGUGCCGCUGCGACCUGAGCGCCUUCGGUAGCGACGGCCUGCCCAACUGCAGCCCCCUGCUUCAGCCUGUAUUGAGGUUGUCUCCUCACCUGGAGCCCUCGAGCACUGUUGUGGCUCUCGAGUGGGUAGAUGUGGAACCUCUGAUUGGCUACAAAGUAGCCGAUUACAUCAUCCAACAUAAGCGCAUCGAGGACCCAUCUGAAGCCGAGAUCUACACUGGAGAAGUCCUGAGUCUAGUCGAUGACCUGUUCUCCGGAUUGGGUUCUGCAUGUGUGGUGCCUGGAAGAAAAAGUGGAGAACAUCCUCAUUCCAUCAUCUACUCGCUCAUCUUUAAGUGCCUGGAACCUGAUAGCCUCUAUAAGUUCACUCUCUAUGCCUUGGACAGCCGUGGCAGUCGGUCUGAGGCGAGCUAUGUGACAGUGCGCACUUCCUGUCCAAUAGUUGAUGACAGCAGAGCAGAAGAGAUAGCAGACCGAGUCUACAACCUGUACAACGGCUACACGAGCGGCAAGGAGCAACAAACAGCCUACAACACGCUGAUGGAGAUUUCUCCACCCACACUCUACCGUGUGCAACACCAUUACAAUUCACACUAUGAGAAGUUUGGAGACUUUGUGUGGAGGAGCGAGGAUGAGCUAGGGCCAAGGAAAGCUCACCUAAUCCUGAGACGAGUGGAUCGGAUCAGCGUCUUGUGCCGCUCUCUUCUCCGGAGUGGCUUCAUCCAGAGCCGAACAGAAUCCAUCUCGUACGUCAUGUGCAGGAGUGAAGACAUGCGAUUGGCUAGCAGCACUUGGCACAGCUCUCUCCAUGAGACACGGCUAACCUGUGUGGAGAAGAUCCUCUCCGUCCAGCGCAAUAUAUACGGCAAGUCCAAACUCCGGUGAAACAGCCUAUUCACCUUUUAGAUCAGACUCUCUGAUCCGAUCUGAUCUGUUUUGUAAACCGAUAGAAAAUGGUUUUCAACAAACGGAGGGACAUUUUUUCCGCCGUGCAUCCCCUCUGACUUGUUUUUCGGCAUGGAGGAGGGGAGAAAAACGUCGCUUCAGAGGAAAUCAAAGAACUUUUCCUUUUUACUUUUUUUGUAAGGACCAGACCGAAAAGGCCCGAAUGUGAAGUCCUCACUUCAUGGUGCCGCAAAUUUCACACACCAGGAGGACGACGAGCCGAGAACCUUUCCCACGCAUCUGUAACAUAUUCUUUAACCGAGCUGAAUGGAGAACUACAGAUCUAGAAGGCCUGAAUCGUCUCGAAUGCAAUGCGAUGGUUUGAAAAUGAUUAUCUCUGACAAUUAAGGGGACUUUGGUGUCUAUUUAUUUAAUCUGUCCAUCAUUUUCCAUGUUUUAAACAGUGGCUUCAUUUUCAUAGACAUGCGGCUCCUUUUCAACACACGCAGCUCGACGUUAACGCUAAAUGAAUAAUCAGUUCCGGGCUGUUACGUACUUUACCGUUAGUUACUCAUGGCUGAAAUUUUUAAAGGAAGAAAGAAAGGCAUACAGUAAGUGUCAUGUGUUUAAGGGCUUGUAGUGUAUUAUAACUCUCAUAUUAGCUGAUCAUAUGGGGCUGAGUGACGUAAGUCAAGCAAAAUAAAACUAGCACCGAAAACUUCUUUUGAGACAUUUUCCAUUUCAUGUAAUAUCAAUUGUGAUAGUAAAUUAUACUCUUGUACAUAAAAUUGUAAAUACGGUAUGUACCAAGUCAAUAUGAUUGUCUUAU
Messenger RNA from Tachysurus fulvidraco (yellow catfish), 4840 nucleotides. RefSeq names its product astrotactin-2-like. Gene Ontology annotation, biological process: neuron cell-cell adhesion; neuron migration. The coding region runs from base 94 to 4011 and encodes 1305 amino acids. Lineage: Eukaryota; Metazoa; Chordata; Actinopteri; Siluriformes; Bagridae. The record is from RefSeq and is a predicted model, not a curated record. The transcript has 23 exons.